Aplysia californica (California sea hare) is the source of this 280-nucleotide messenger RNA. RefSeq names its product single-stranded DNA-binding protein 3. Gene Ontology annotation, biological process: positive regulation of transcription by RNA polymerase II. Gene Ontology annotation, cellular component: nucleus. NCBI's taxonomy places the organism in Eukaryota, Metazoa, Mollusca, Gastropoda, Aplysiida, Aplysiidae. The record is from RefSeq and is a predicted model, not a curated record.
AACGCAGCGGCGCCAAGUCCAUUGGGUCAAAUGCCUCCACAAGAUGGGAUGCCAGGCGGUCCCAUGCCCCCCAGUUUCUUCCCUCCUCCCGCCUCCCAGCCAUCCCCUCACCCGCCACCUCACAAUCCCAUGAUGGGCCAAAAUCAGCCUUUCAUGUCACCCAGGUAUCCCGGUGGUCCACGAGUUCCUGUUCGAAUGCCUAAUCAAGUCGAUUUCAACACACCUCCUGGUCCAGGUGGGGGACAGAUGCCUAUGCCAAACAGUAUGGAACCCAGGCCAG